Rhododendron vialii is the source of this 1943-nucleotide messenger RNA. RefSeq lists its product as uncharacterized. Bases 509 to 1543 code for a protein of 344 amino acids. The record is from RefSeq and is a predicted model, not a curated record. Lineage: Eukaryota; Viridiplantae; Streptophyta; Magnoliopsida; Ericales; Ericaceae. The transcript is spliced from 6 exons.
CGUCCUGAAAAAUUAAACUAAUCGAACGGUAAGGUGCUGUUCCAAACGACGUGGUUUUCAAAUCUCUCGUCUUCUUCGACUUUCCCAAUAUUUUUGCAUUCAUCAGAUCCUACCGUACUAGAUUCCGGAGAGAGAGACGGAGGGGAGAGAGAGAGAGAGAGAGAGAGAGAGAGAGAGAGGUGUGAAUCUGAAGGAAGUAAACAGCGUGCAACGGUCGACCCGUCUCACAAUCAUAAUCAUCAAUAAUCAUCACAUACUGCUUAUCUUUUUUCACGGGGAAAAGCUUCUUAACAAUCCCCACGCUCCGUGUAUUUUGCUCAUCUUUCCACCCAUUUGUCUCUUUUCUUUCCAUAAUAAUACUCCUCCUAAUAAACAAACACGUAGGUUAAGGGGAAAGAAAUCUGAUCAAUAAAGCGGUCAAAAAAAAAAAAGAAAACGGGAAAGAUGGGUCUUCGAAUCUGAGCUCCCCAAAUGCUCUCUCUUUCUCUCCCUUUUUGAAGCAAACCAUAUGGCCGCCGAUAUCUGGCACUUCAUCAAGGAUAUACUAACCAUAAAGGCGCCAACGAAAUCACCAUUGGCGUUGAGAAUGAUUGUCUUGACAUUCUCAAUGUUAUGCGGUCUUUAUAUAUGUUCAAUCUGCCUAAAGCAAGUCAGUAUCCGCACAAAUGGUGGACUCAUUAAUAUCGAAGUGGUCCAAAGGCCGUGUGAGCCGCCUAAAAUAGAGGCAUGGGAAAGAGCUUAUGUGCACUAUCCACAACCCAAAACUUUCAGCAGGGCUGAGUGUAGAUGCAACCCAGUGAGAUAUUUUGCCAUACUGUCUACGCAGAGAUCAGGGAGUGGAUGGUUUGAGACAUUGCUAAAUAGCCAUUCAAACAUAAGUUCCAAUGGAGAAAUUUUCUCAGUUAAAGUCAGGAGGAGUAAUAUCUCAACAAUCGUUCAAACUCUGGAUAAUAUCUACAAUCUGGACUGGUUGACUAGUGCUUCCAAGAAUGAAUGUACAGCUGCUGUUGGCUUAAAGUGGAUGCUUAAUCAGGGUUUAAUGCAGCAUCAUGAAGAAAUCGCAGAAUAUUUCAACACAAAGGGCGUUUCUGCCAUUUUUCUCUUUAGAAGAAAUCUUCUGCGCAGAAUGAUUUCAAUACUUGCGAACUCUUAUGAUCAAAAUGCUAAGCCACUGAAUGGAACACAUAAAUCUCAUGUGCAUUCACCCCAUGAGGCAGAAAUACUUGCAAGAUACAAACCUAUGAUCAAUACAACGUUGAUUAUCCCAAAUCUGAGACAAGUAGAAGAGAUGACUGCCAAAGCUUUACAAUACUUCAACAGCACUCGACACAUUAUCCUUUACUAUGAGGACAUCAUAAAAAAUCGCACGAAACUGCUAGACGUCCUAGACUUACUAAGGGUUCCUCAGAUGGAUCUAAAGAGUCGACAAGUGAAGAUACACAAAGGUUCCUUGUCUCAACAGGUGGAGAACUGGGAUGAUAUUCAGAAUACACUAAAGGGAACACCGUAUGAAAGCUUCCUCCAUUCGGAUUACAAGAUGUAGAGUCUGCACUCCCUGUAAAUGUAGGAUUACAUAACUUAAUUCUUUAUUUAUUUAGGGAAAGGAGCCAAUAAUACAACCCAACUUGCUGAGAUUUUGGCCAUAGAAGUUACCCUUUGCUUCCAAGCUGCCCCCAUCCAACGUCGUUAUUCACUAAACUUUUUUCUUCCAUGUCGGGUAGAGACGUAGUUGAGCUGCUACACAAAGCAAAACACAGCAGAUUCACCCGGCAAUCUUUGUUUUUGUUGUAUUUUUCGAUUACCCUGAAUUUUUUCGUUUCAUUUAGAAGAAACACAGUAGACAAGUUUUGGAUAGCCAUUGUCUAGAUAUUGUAAAGUUCCCAUUUGUAAGCCACGGAUGGUUUUUGCGUAAAGGAUUUCCAAUGGUACACUUGUUCAUCUUA